CUCCCGCGCAACUUUUGCUCUGUAUUACGUAGUCACUUUCGAUUUUCAUCGAUGGCACCACCAGUACUGCAUUCCAUUGACACGUGCCCAGCAUGUGACCAUGUGACACUGGAUCGUAAACAUUCCCCUUCUCUUAUCUGGAUGACUGUCUGCUCUAAUCAGAUUAUGAUAUCGCGAUAGUGGCUGCUCGAGUGCGAUGACAACGGUUGUGGGUUGUAUUCACAAAAAAUAAUGCGGAAGAAAUUUAAACCUGUCUGCCAAAACUACCGGAACCGUUUUAUCGCUGACCAAUAAUGGAUCCUGAUGAGAUAGUUUACAACGAAUUUUAUCAUACUUUAAGGAAUGAAUAUAGAAAGAAAUAUGACCUUGCGUUAUCCAAAUGUUGGAACAUCUGUGUGCCUGCUGGUAACUCAUUGCGGGGCUUGCCGAUAACGGAUGAAUUUGUCGAUGAUCACAUUCUAAAAGCACAUCCUGAAAUACCGCACCAUUUCACUUCAAUCGGAGCAGGGAAUUCUUGUUUAUACAAAUUUGAAAAUACAUCGCUGAAGCUAAUAGAGGAAAAUGAGCCAACGAAAGUCAAUAGUCAGCACAAGAUCAGAAUAGUAUCCAUUGAGAAAGGAUACAACAAGGAAUUUCAAAUAUAUAUGAUACUGGUUCUGGAAAAGCCGAUUCACCCAAAAUAUAUGUCGCCGAAUAGUCGGAUGAAAGAAGAAGUGAAAUUAAAUUGUAGCGUUGUCUCGUAUAAGGAUGCAAGAAGCUUCCUUGAUCAGUUGCCGGGGCAGGGGAAUACUCCGCUUGACAAACUGAAGUCUACGUUGAGGCAAAUUGAUUUGGACGAUUUCAAUUCAUCCGAGGAACUCAGUUCAACCCUACAAGAUCUCACUCGUCGUUACUGGGCAAUAAUCAUGCGCAAACAGAGUCUUUGCUUGCAGCGAGAUGCUCGAUUUCAGAAGCUACUCACUACCUCCUUGGAAGUAUUCAUAAUGCACUUUAUGUACGAUAAAAUAUACUAUCUCCUCGCCAGCGCGCUGGAGCAGGAAGAUAUGUAUCUCAAUAAGAAACUAAUUGAAUUCGUCGAUGCUGGUAUUACACCUGAUCAACUAGGGGCUGACGAGUCGUUAGCCAUUUCACUACCCGCCGCCAUAGUCGAACUCGCAACGCUGGACGCACGAGAAGGUCCGCUGGAGAAAUCGCUCUGCUUGAGAAGCACCCUGGACCUGAUUGUCGCCGAGAUUAAGGCAGCAAUUGCCGAAGUACAAACAAAGACUGACAACGACGAAACUACGGUUUCGUCCUUCCUUUAUACUCAAUCCACAGACGAGCUGAUUCCACUGCUCAUAUACGUAAUUGUAAGAUCUCGUCCUAAGCGACUCGUAACUGAUUUACACUACAUACAAAAUUUUCUUUGGUCCGCAUCGCCACGUGACGGACUUUCCGAUAGUUUAAGUACCUUUGAGGCGGCGGUUGGUAUCUUGUUUCACUUAGAAGUACUCAACUUGCCAGACAGAAGUCGCAAAGUAAAAACGGAGUUACCCAUCGGUGAACUCCUCGAUGUUAUAGCUAGAUCUGACGAAGAUUUCACUCCUUUAGACAGACAAAUACACCAGUUGGCUACCAUGUUAGAAAAGUGUACACAGAAUUGAAUCAUUCUGUAUUGAUUGAUUUCUCUUUUAUACACGGACUUGUGACAAUGACAAUGACAAUGGAAUACAACGACUUGCUACGUUAUUAAAC
Molecule: messenger RNA, 1734 nt
Organism: Diprion similis
Lineage: Eukaryota; Metazoa; Arthropoda; Insecta; Hymenoptera; Diprionidae
Product: ankyrin repeat domain-containing protein 27-like
Exons: 4
Coding region: 294-1643 (449 amino acids)
Biological process (GO): early endosome to late endosome transport
Cellular component (GO): transport vesicle; early endosome; tubular endosome
Molecular function (GO): SNARE binding; guanyl-nucleotide exchange factor activity
Source: RefSeq, a predicted model, not a curated record